This is a messenger RNA of Myxocyprinus asiaticus (Chinese sucker), 1461 nucleotides long. RefSeq names its product transmembrane protein 109 (gene tmem109). Gene Ontology annotation, biological process: cellular response to gamma radiation; intrinsic apoptotic signaling pathway in response to DNA damage by p53 class mediator. The coding region runs from base 305 to 961 and encodes 218 amino acids. Lineage: Eukaryota; Metazoa; Chordata; Actinopteri; Cypriniformes; Catostomidae. The transcript is spliced from 3 exons. The record is from RefSeq and is a predicted model, not a curated record.
GGUGGCAUGAGAGUUCCUUCCAAGGAAGAGGAAGAAGACAUUGUUUAAGGGAAAGAAACUUCUAUGGAUUAGUUUCGUAAAGUGCGAGUUUGAUGGUGAACGAUAGAAAUGAUGUCCUUUGAGAGACAUUUUGUUUGACACUGAUGUAAUAAUGCCUAUUUAAAACUCCGAGUGAAUUUAGCGCUUAAAUCAUCAAGUUCAAAUUGUCAAAAUAAUUUUAAUCACCUAUAGUUUGUCGGAGAACGCAUUUAAAUUACGUCUCGACGGAGCCUGUUUGGCGUUCACGUGGCGUUCAGUUUUAAGGAUGGGUCGGUUUUUAUAUCUUUACUUACUUAUACUUUCAGUUUCAUAUCUGCUGAUACCGCCUGCUCACACUCUGGAAUGGAAUAAUCAGUCUAGUCCCCUGCAAAAUUUGCGGUCCUUUGUCAAAAGUUUGUCCGAGGAGGCCCACAGUUAUCUGGUCUCUGUGGUCGGUGAACAAGUAGUCGACUCGUCGCUCAAGUGUGUGCGCAGCGGUGUGAAGUGGCUGUCGGACGCAGUGGCAUCUGCCCUUACUGUGGUCAUCCAGUACGUUACUGAAAUCCUGGAAGCAGCGGGAAUUGACGCCAAGCUACCCUUCCAACAAGUUACACCAGAGGGAAUCAUUUUCAUUACUCAGUGGAUGCUAUUGGCUAUUACUGCCUAUUGGAUAAUCUCCCUCAUCCUGAGGUUAGUCGUUGGGGCUGUGCGGCAGGCUUUGUGGCUGCUGAAGUUCACCUUUGCAAUCGCCAUGUUUGGAUUGAUUCUCAGUGAUACUGGAGCCACUACAGAAACCACUGCGUUGAGGUUAGUGGGUCUGGUGUGUGUCUGUGUCCUGUUAGGGAUCGGUUCAACAUCUGAAAAGCGAGAUACACACCUUGAGGACAAAAUCAAGAUUCUGGAGAGACGUCUGAGAGAGAUGGAAAAAAGCAAAGUGGAAUGAUUGAGAGACCCUUGUAUAGCCCAUAAAUAACCCUAACUCUUUUCCUCCAUGCUAGUGUGUAGUAAAUCUGAGGAUAAUCUAGCAUAUUAUGGUGACAUCUAAGCAACAGAACCACGGUUUCAUUUUGCGUAAUCAGGAGAUGCUUGAUCCUAAAUAAAUAUGGAAGGAGCUUCAAUAUUUUCUAGUAGUUACAACAUCAUUUAUUCCAAAGUGAAACUGUAAGAUUUUGCAAAAGGGUGCUAUAGCAAAACUGCACCUGGUUUUUGAAGGGUUUAAUUAUUAGUGGAAGAUUAUUUGGUUUGCAGGUACUGGGGCUAUAGGAUGUGGAAAUUGAAAAAGACAAAAUGUGUUUACACUGCAUUCAAAUAACCAUGUUUUUGUUGCUUAUGACAUUAUUCAGGGAUAGGGUGCAUAGAGCAACACAAAAUGGAUUUAAACGGUUUAUUUCAAUGACAACAUUUGAAAAAUAGAAAAUAAAAUAUUAUUCAUGUCACUUACAA